Messenger RNA from Tupaia belangeri chinensis (Chinese tree shrew), 3100 nucleotides. RefSeq names its product SERTA domain containing 2 (gene SERTAD2). Lineage: Eukaryota; Metazoa; Chordata; Mammalia; Scandentia; Tupaiidae. Gene Ontology annotation, molecular function: transcription regulator activity. Gene Ontology annotation, cellular component: nucleus. The record is from RefSeq and is a predicted model, not a curated record. Bases 196 to 1134 code for a protein of 312 amino acids. The transcript is spliced from 2 exons.
CCCCCCGCCACCAUUGUAUAAUGCUCCGGGCGCGCAGGCAGAGGACGGCGGAGGCUUAGCUCGGGUCUCGCCCCCUGCCCCUCCCCAGUGCCGGGCCCCCGGAGCGGGGCACUCCGCAUGGAGCGGGAAUAGCUUGAGGAGUGGGCGGAAACCCCUCCUGAUGCGUUAGUUCCCAGGUGGAGCUGCAUGUGAUAUAUGUUGGGUAAAGGAGGAAAGCGGAAGUUUGAUGAGUAUGAAGAUGGGCUGGAAGGCAAAAUCGUGUCUCCCUCUGACGGUCCGUCCAAGGUGUCUUACACCUUACAGCGCCAGACUAUCUUCAACAUUUCCCUUAUGAAACUCUACAACCACAGGCCCCUGACAGAGCCCAGCCUGCAGAAGACCGUUUUAAUUAACAACAUGUUGAGGCGGAUCCAGGAGGAACUCAAACAGGAAGGCAGCCUGAGGCCUGUGUUCACCCCCUCCUCCCAGCCCACUGACUCGCUGAGCGACAGCUACCGGGAGGCCCCAGCCGCCCUCAGCCACCUGGCGUCCUCCGCUGUGCACCCCUGCGACCUCGGAAGCACUACACCCCUGGAGGCCUGCCUCACCCCAGCCUCGCUGCUGGAGGAGGACGAUGACACUUUUUGCACUUCCCAGGCCGUGCAGCCCACGGCUCCUACCAAACUCUCACCUCCAGCCCUCCCACCCGAAAAGGACAGUUUCUCCUCCGCCUUGGACGAGAUCGAGGAGCUCUGUCCCACAUCUACCUCCACAGAGGCCACAGUGACUGACAGCUCCAAAGGGACCUCCGGCCAGUCCAGCAGCCAGAAACCCGACGGGCCCCAGGAGGGCCGCACGGAUGACUCCAAACUGAUGGACUCCCUGCCGGGGAACUUUGAAAUCACCACGUCCACGGGUUUCCUGACAGACUUGACCCUAGACGACAUCCUGUUUGCCGACAUCGAUACAUCCAUGUAUGAUUUUGACCCCUGCACGUCCUCGUCGGGCACAGCCUCCAAAAUGGCCCCCGUGUCGGCCGACGACCUCCUCAAAACCCUGGCACCCUACAGCAGUCAGCCUGUCACCCCGAGUCAGCCUUUCAAAAUGGACCUCACAGAGCUGGACCACAUCAUGGAGGUGCUCGUUGGGUCCUGAGACCCAGGGACCCCUGCCGUGACCCCCGGGCCCAGUGAGCCUCCCCACGCCCUGACGAUUCUCCGCACUGUGCAUGCACCCUUGCUUGCCUUUCUUCCGAGAAAAAGAACAUUUUACAAAGGAUCACACUAGUUUUUGCUUUGAGCAGAGUUGGAGUGCCUUCAUCCACGUAUGACCACUUUUAAUAAGCUUUUGUUGAGUGGUUCCUCAGAGACCUACUGCCCUGGUAUAGGAAAGAAGACAUUUGAAGACAAUAUUGCUGUGUUGAAUGACAAAAAUAAACAGUUCAAGCGAAGCACAAGGAUUAAGUUGGAAAAGCUGUAAAUUGCAUGUGCAUAUUUGUCUAUUUUUUCUAUAAGUUUUAUUGCAAGAGGUAAAAAAGAAAAUAUAUAUAUAUAUAUCUCUAUCUAUCUAUCUAUAUAUAUAUAUAUAUUAUUUAGAUAAUCUCAGUACCUUUUCUGGCAUCUCGCCCUGUAUAGGUUGACUUGGCAAUUCAGCCUUUUUAGAGGCAUUAACUACUACUCGUAAGUGUUGCAUUUACAUGGCUGUUUAGAAAACUGCUGCCCAAAUUUAUUUUAUAUUUUUGUACAGAUUCUGCAGUUUAUGAUAUUGUUUUUCUAAAAACAAAUGCUGUUUAUACAUAUGAGAUAGCUAUUUUGAUAGGAUUUGCUCACAUAGUUCCUGCAAACUUCAGAUGUACAAGUUGCACUUGUACUUUUAUAGAGUUGUAAUGUUUUAUAUGUGUAUGGUGCAAGAGAAAAUUGGAUCAAAUCAAUCUGCAGUCGAUGUCCCCAAAUGCAAACACACACACACACACACACACACACACACACACACGGCGCUUUAAGAAAGGACCAGCUGAGUCACACCCAGAUCUCACAAGCACCGACCCCCUGGCACGAACAGCCGCCAGUACUGUGACUUCAACGCCAGAGCCAUGUCUGCUCAUCAAGCUUGCAUUAAGCAGUUGGCCAGAAAUGGUUGUGGACUCGGGGUUUAAGCGAUCGUUCUCUUUAGCUCCCUCAUUUGAGAGGAAGACUACUGUCUUACUUAAGAGUCUAUUUAUGCUAAGUUUGUGCUUUUAAUUGUUUUUAUUUUCUCUUUUUCAUGAAAACCCAGAUCUUUCCUUUUAGGCAUAAUUUUUAUGAUAACCUGAAGUUUUCCUUCCAGGUGAAAUUUUAUGAAAAGCCACCAACCUCUGUAUGGAACUACGUAAGCCCUAUUGCAAUGCUUCGGGCUCGUAAAGAAGAAAACCUCCUCAGAAGGCAUCCACGGUGUUGCUAAAUUGUCUUUUCCAGCUUCCCUUCCCUAGAGCUUUUGUUCCCUCUGUUGCUAAGAGCUGAAAAUGGCAUCUUCAUGAUCACCACAAUGAGCUUGGCUCACUUCGGCCGGCCGGGAUGCACUCUUACAACAUCCAUGACUCUUGAACCCAGAGUUCCUUACCUCACGUCACAGCUUCCAACCUGGUUGCUUUCGCAAAUCAACUGCUAAUUCGACUACACUAUUCAAGGCUGUUUUACCCAAAUACACAGACCGGACUUUCUAUGCAUGUUUUCCCUCCCCACCCGGAACACACUUUGGGAAGUAGCUUUUUAUUCCUAGUGGUGUACAUUUGGUUUUAAAAUGUUUGCGAUGUAUCAUGCUUGUUGCCGAAAUUGUUUAUGGCCUUUUUUUUUUUUUUUUCUCCUUUCUUUGAAAUGGUACUUUAGCUGUUGAACGCAGGUUGCAACCUCUAUUGGUAUGCAGAUGGCUUCUUUAGGGAUAACAUUUAUAUUUAUUUAAAAGAUUUUAAAUUAUGGGAUUUUGUGUUUUUGUCGUUGUCGUCGUCUUUGUUGUUGGUCAUUUGUCGAUAUUCAGUCACCAAUUCUGCUCACUUCUUGCCAUGGAUAAAAUUAGGUCUUUCUGGCCAAUUUUUUAAAAAUUUGAAAAGACAACUUUAUAAAAUGGCACUUUAAACAAGCCAUAG